UUUUGGGAAGUUGUGGCAGAUUCCGACAAGAACCUUAACUUGAGUCACCAUGGAGCUUCAUCAAAAGACAAAGAGAACACUGCUCCAACUCCAAGGACAAGUUCCCUUCGGAAAGCAGUCAAGUCCGGUAAACAGGGCAGCACCCAGAUUCCUAAAUUCCAUUUUCCGGAUGGCAAGCCCCAAACUCCUCAAGACAUCGAGAUACACCUCAAGAAAGUGGCUGCCGUCUUUGCCGGCCUCAAUGAGGGCAAAGCAUCUCGAGAAGAAUUCAGCAUCAUCACAAAGGCAUGCGGUCUACCUCUGUAUUGGAAACUUCCUCUCUUCCUGGCUGCUAGAGGAGACAAGAAGUCAGCAGUCAGUUGCGAUGCAUUCCUCGAGUACUGGAGAAGGGUUGUUAAUACAUGCCAUGAUGAAGCCUCUAAGUUUGUUUACAUUCUUUCAAAAGGUAAACGAAGCUACCUCCUCAAUGAUGAUUUCUUUCCAAUGAUGCAAGAUGUAAUUGAUUCGCAUCCUGGGUUAACAUUUUUAAAAGAAGCCACUGAAUUCCAUUCUAGAUAUAUACACACGGUAAUUGCAAGGAUUUACUAUUGCGUCAACAGAUCUUGGAGUGGUAAGCUUACUGCUCCAGAAUUACGAAGAAGCAAUUUCUUACAGGUACUGGCCACACUUGAAGAUGAAGAAGAUAUAAAUCAAAUAACAGAUUAUUUUUCAUACGAACAUUUCUAUGUGAUAUACUGCAAGUUUUGGGAGUUGGAUAAAGAUCACGACUUAUUUAUUGAUCAAAAUGAUCUGAAAGUACACAGUGGAGGAGCUUUAUCCACACGAGUUAUACAAAGGAUAUUUUCUGGAGCUGUAACAAGGGGGCCGAAACAAAAAGAAGGCAAGAUGAGUUAUACUGAAUUCGUAUGGUUUCUUAUUUCAGAAGAAGAUAAAAGGCAUCCCAGAAGCAUUGAGUAUUGGUUCCGAUGCAUGGAUUUAGAUGGAGAUGGUUUGUUAUCAAUGUAUGAAUUGGAAUAUUUCUACGCUGAACAAUUGCAAAGGCUUGAAGCUUUAGGAAUCGAAACACUUCCCUUCAAUGACUGUUUAUGCCAGAUGCUGGAUAUUAUAAAACCUAAAGUUCCGGGAAAAGUCUCCCUCGCCGAUUUGAAAAAAUGCAAAAUGACUCCCAUAUUUUUUGACACUUUCUUCAAUCUUGAGAAAUACUUAGAUCAUGAACAAAGAGAUCCCUUUGCCUCACAAAGAGAGCAUGAUGGUGAAGGACCAGAACUUAGUGAUUGGGAUAGAUAUGCAGCUGAAGAAUAUGAAUUACUCGUUGCUGAAGAGGGUGCUGCUGAUCAGCAGGAUGAAUUGUACGUUAUCGACUUUGUCUAACUCAUCGCAUUAAGCACGAUAAUGUACGAUGAUUAUGAUGAGGAAGUUGUUGCAAACAUGGAGAAAAUGGCUCGCGCUAAAAGAGCCGCAAAGCCUGUUGUAACAGAAGCAGAAGAUGAUGAUUAUGAUUAUGCAGAUUCUGAUGAUUAUCAUUAUUAAAUCAAGAAUACUUUUUUCUUAAUUUCACAAUCAUUAAAUUAUUGCUUUUUGUCUUCAUUAAGUAAAGUAAUUCACAUUGAAUGAAAUUACAUUUGAUUUUUUAAGCUGCAUGUCCUACUAACAUUUCAUCCAUAAAAAAAAAUUUAAAAAUAGAAAAAAAAUAAUGAUUAAUUCAUAUUUUUUUAGGUAUUUUUCGUAAUAAAUAUAAUUAUGAUAAAAAAAAAAUCUCUUAAAUCAUUCUGUUUUCGUUAAGAGUAUAACAAAUUAAUUCAUAAAUCAAUAACAUAUUUAUUCCAUGGCAUUAGAAAUCUGGAUUAUUAUAUUUUAUUAUUAUAUCCUAAUUAUUUAAUAAUUAUUUGUUCUUUUUUUAUCUCAUCUAAAUUUUAAAUUUUCAAAUAAAUGAUAAGUAUAAUAAAUUUACAUUAUUUUCAAUAAAAAAUAUUAGAAACACCCAUACAUUGAAAAAUCGAUGUUCCUUUAAUAACGUUUCAGAAUAAUCAAACAUUUUAAGAUUUUUUUUUUUCAUUAAAACUAAAUUAAAAAAUAUCGAACAUCUUAUUCAUUUUAUAAGUUAAUUUAAUUUAGCAUUACAAUAAAUUUAAUUUAAUGCAUUAUGAGAAUUUUUUAUUAACUAAGUUUGAAGCAUUUUAGCUAAAAAACUACACUAUAAAAAACAACAUAAAAAUUUCCUUUUGUAGUAGACAAAUUUUAUCUAUAAUUAUAAUUAUGGCUAAAAUUAUUAUCAUGGCAGUUUGUAUUUCAGAUUUAAAAAAUUUUUUUAAGAAAAGUGGAAAGUUUUGAAACAAUACACCAUCAAAAACAUGAACUUAUUUAUCGUUGUCAUAAUUUUGUAUUAUUUUUAGCUUAAUUAUAAUUAUGGCUGUAUGUGAACUUUAUAUUUGAAGUAAAUAAUGACAUCCAGUCUAGUCAGAACAAAUGUUUUUUGUAUAUUUCCUUAUUGUUUCUCACAUUGUCAUUAUUUGCUUAUCAUGACAUAUAUUGCCAUGCCACUUGUUUCAUGACAAUAAACCAUAAUGCCACUGAAAUACGAUGUCAACAAUAAAAUUAAGGGACUAGAAGAGAAAUUUUCAAGGUUUCUUUUUUAUUGUUAUUUCAGGUAUAUUCAUAAACAUGAUGUAGAAAAUGCAAGUUUUUUUUUUUUUUUCCAUUAUCUCGUACCACUAAUUUUUUUUUCUUUUUUUUUGUAUAUUUUGUCCUUUUAGCAAUUUACAAUUAAAAGAAAAAGAGUUAAUAAAACUAAAUUUAAACAGAAAUACUAACUUAAUGCUUUUGAUGUAUUUGAAAGCAUUUUUCACUUAAAUAACCAAACGAAAUUCCAGCAGAAAAUUUAACUAAAUUUUUGAAGAUAUUUUUAAAUUUUUAAUACACAUAUUUCCUUUAUUUUUACUGAAAAAUAUGAAAAUAAUGUAUCUACAAUUUAAAUAUGUUGUCGAUUUCUAGAGUCAUACGAAAUUCAAGGUCACAAAUAAUCUAUAUAUAUNCAAAUAAUAUAUAUAUAUAUAUAUAUAUAUAUAUAUACACCAAUUACCCUUGUAAUCGGGAUGUUAUGUAAUUACCACCCUUGAACUAUAUUUUUAUAAUGUUUGUUCAUAAUGAAGUUAAACAAAGUUCAUAGAUGAAAGUGACUCGUUAAACGCCUCUUGUACAUAAGGUGUUGUGUAAUCACCGUCCUUAAAAUGCAUUUUUAGAAUCUUUAUCAAGAAUGAAAAAAAGCAAAAUUCGAAAUCACAAACUACUCUUGAAACACCUCUUGGUUCUCAGAAUGCCACGUAACUACAGCUCUUGAAAAUAAAACUGUUGGCCGAAAUCAAGCAAAGUUCGAGAUUACAAGAUAUAUAUAUAUACUCUUGGAAUGCCUCUUUUAAUCAUAGUGUUACGUAAAGUAUAUAUACUUAGAAUCCUUGUCAAUAGUAAAGUCGGAAUUAAUAUUUAAACUGUGAAUCAUAGGUAAGCAAUGUAUUAUUAACAAUUUCAAUACUUGUUUGAUUGUCUGAGGAAAUUGAGAAAAGAUUAAAGGAGAUUACGAAAAAUACCUUUGAGUUUCUUUUGACAUUUAAACACGUUUUGAUAUUUUGUAACCCGCCUUACUUAAUAGUUAUUUUCAAAAUUUUGAAUUUUUUUUUCUUAUUUCCUUUGUUUAAUAACUUGGGACCACUAAUGUGCACAUUUGUUAACAAAGUACUUGGUAAAGGUUUUUAAAGAACUGUGUUGAGGAUGGUGAUUACGGAGAACCAAAGAUGAGACUUCGAUUUCUUCAUUUAAAAUACUGAUGACUAAGAUUUAUAUCGAAUUUAGAAGCAUUAAAUUAUUAAUGAUAAUAAAAAUUUGUUUAUUAAGCAUAAAAUUGUUUUUAAUUUCAAACUAGAGAUAAAACAUUCUUUUUUAAUGCUUGGUUUUUGAAUUCUAUAAUUCGCAAAGUUUUUACAUAAAAAAAAAAAAAUUCUUUCACCACCUCUCAUUGUAUUCUACUUAAUUUUUUAAUUUCGUGUUGUUUUUAUUUUCUGUUUUGUUUCUUCUGAUGUAUAGCUGUUUGCAUUUCGCUAUUUCGCCAUUUUCUUAACUUGUAGGAGCAUUUUCUAGUGUUGCAUUUCAUCUAAUGAAGCGUUUUGAAGCAAAUGCUUUGAGCAUUUUGUGGACAAAUCUAAAUGAAGUAUUGCCGAAUUGUGCGCAUUUUUAGUGCAUAUCUUUUCUUAAAAAAAAUUCUUUAAUCGCUGAGUUUUGUUGUGUGUUAUUGUUAUUUAUAUGGAUCAUAGAAAAAUUUUAUUUGUUUUGAAUGAAAAAUCACAUUUUCGUAUUCUGUGCAUAGUUUGUGUUGAUAUCAUUGUAAAAUAUUAUGAGAAGAAGUAACAUUUGUAAAUAUUGAAAUUUAUUAAAUAUACUAGUAAAAUUAA
This is a messenger RNA of Parasteatoda tepidariorum (common house spider), 4442 nucleotides long. RefSeq lists its product as uncharacterized. The record is from RefSeq and is a predicted model, not a curated record. Gene Ontology annotation, cellular component: protein phosphatase type 2A complex. Lineage: Eukaryota; Metazoa; Arthropoda; Arachnida; Araneae; Theridiidae. Gene Ontology annotation, molecular function: protein phosphatase regulator activity; calcium ion binding. Gene Ontology annotation, biological process: protein dephosphorylation.